AUGAAACUCUCGACUACCCAGUUGUUUGUCUACCUUGUGUGUUCGACACAAGCAUCGUUCGUUUUCUUUCAGAAUUCAUUCCACGACUGCACUCCACCAAACACAAAACCUGUAUGUACAGUAAAUGAUUAUUAUUGCGACAGCACCUACAACCCCCAAUACAACAAUGUCAAUUUCAAUGCUGCUUUUGUUGUUUCUGGUGUUGAGAAGAAUGGCGAUGGUACUUACAAUGUUGUUGCCAACUACGAAGCUGAUCAAUCCGAUCAAUUGAAUGAUAACUUUGCCCAAAACAUUAAUCAAGUAUACUUUAGUGGCACCGGUGUCAAUGAUGCCAACAUUUAUAGCCAAGGUGGUAACAGCCCAAUCACUAAUCCAUUCAAAUGGUCAACUAAAUUUCAAUGCAAACCUCAAAUAAAGAAUGGAAAGUGCUGCCUCCCGGAUGGAUUUAAGGUCUGGUACAAUUUUAAACAAACUGGUCUUGGAUGGCAAGCAUUGAAUUCAGUUUUUGGUCAAGCAACAAGUUACUAUAAUGUUAAUGUUUGGGCUGGUUUUGUAUCAACAUUUGAUCCAACAUCUUUGUUUAGUCAACAAUUGUCGUUCAACAAGAGAAAUAAUGGAGUUGAAGAAGGUGAAGAUGUUGGUCAAGUAACUACGUUUGAUAAGAGAAGUUUGAAUACUUUGAUUAAUUUGUUGAAUAGUUGCACUCAUAACCAUUGGGGAUUUAAACAGUUCUGCUGGGAUUGUGACUGUACCCCACCAUCUAGUUCGUCAACCCCACCAUCUAGUUCGUCAACCCCACCAUCUAGUUCGUCAACCCCACCAUCUAGUUCGUCAACCCCACCAAGCUCGUCGGCUCCACCAAGUUCGUCGGCUCCACCAAGUUCGUCGGCUCCACCAAGUUCAUCUGCUCCACCUAGUUCAUCUGCUCCACCAAGUUCAUCCCAACCACCAAGCUCGUCAGCUCCACCAAGCUCGUCAGCUCCACCAAGCUCGUCAGCUCCACCUAGUUCAUCCCAACCACCAAGCUCGUCAGCUCCACCAAGUUCAUCCCAACCACCAAGCUCGUCAGCUCCACCAAGUUCAUCCCAACCACCAAGCUCGUCAGCUCCACCUAGUUCAUCCCAACCACCUAGUUCAUCCCAACCACCUAGUUCAUCCCAACCACCUAGUUCAUCCCAACCACCUAGUUCAUCUGCUCCACCAAGCUCGUCUGCUCCACCUAGUUCAUCUGCUCCACCUAGUUCAUCUGCUCCACCAAGUUCAUCUGCUCCACCAAGCUCGUCAGCUCCACCAAGCUCGUCAGCUCCACCUAGUUCAUCUCAACCACCAAGUUCAUCCCAACCACCAAGUUCAUCCCAACCACCAAGCUCGUCAGCUCCACCAAGCUCGUCGGCUCCACCAAGCUCUUCUCAACCACCAAGUUCAUCUCAACCACCAAGCUCGUCAGCUCCACCAAGUUCAUCCCAACCACCAAGUUCAUCCCAACCACCAAGCUCGUCAGCUCCACCUAGUUCAUCCCAACCACCUAGUUCAUCCCAACCACCUAGUUCAUCCCAACCACCUAGUUCAUCUGCUCCACCAAGCUCGUCUGCUCCACCUAGUUCAUCUGCUCCACCUAGUUCAUCUGCUCCACCAAGUUCAUCUGCUCCACCAAGCUCGUCAGCUCCACCAAGCUCGUCAGCUCCACCUAGUUCAUCUCAACCACCUAGUUCAUCCCAACCACCAAGUUCAUCCCAACCACCAAGCUCGUCAGCUCCACCAAGUUCAUCUCAACCACCAAGCUCGUCAGCUCCACCAAGCUCGUCAGCUCCACCAAGCUCGUCGGCUCCACCAAGUUCAUCCCAACCACCAAGUUCAUCCCAACCACCAAGCUCGUCAGCUCCACCAAGUUCAUCUCAACCACCAAGUUCAUCUCAACCACCAAGCUCGUCUGCUCCACCAAGCUCGUCGGCUCCACCAAGUUCAUCCCAACCACCAAGCUCGUCAGCUCCACCAAGCUCUUCUCAUCCACCAAGUUCCUCGGCACACCCUCCAACCUCUUCAGCUCCAACAUUCACCGCCAUCAUUGAAACUUCAACCGUUCAAUCCACUACAGUUAUUACCAUCACCUCCUGUUCACAUGGAGGCUGUUCCACAAUUACAGAAACUACAGGGUUAACUGUAAUCACCGAAGGUACUACUGUAUACACAACUUAUUGUCCUUUAACAGGAGAAGCAUCUACUUCAACCAUUACUGAAGGUCCUAAUAAUGCGCCUGGUAAUGGAUCUGGAACUAACAAUGGACCCGGUAGUGGUUCUGGUUCUGGCAGCGGUUCUGGCAGUGGUUCUGGUUCUGGCAGCGGUUCUGGCAAUAGUCCAGGAUCUGGCAGUGGUUCUGGUAGUGGUUCUGGCAGUGGUUCUGGCAGUGGUUCUGGCUCUGGCAGCGGUUCUGGCAGUGGUUCUGGUUCUGGCAGCGGUUCUGGCAAUAGUCCAGGAUCUGGCAGUGGUUCUGGUAGUGGUUCUGGCAGUGGUUCUGGCAGUGGUUCUGGCUCUGGCAGCGGUUCUGGCAGUGGUUCUGGUUCUGGCAGCGGUUCUGGCAAUAGUCCAGGAUCUGGCAGUGGUUCUGGUAGUGGUUCUGGCAGUGGUUCUGGCAGUGGUUCUGGCUCUGGCAGCGGUUCUGGCAGUGGUUCUGGUUCUGGCAGCGGUUCUGGCUCUGGCUCUGGCUCUGGCUCUGGCUCUGGCUCUGGCUCUGGCUCUGGCUCUGGCUCUGGCUCUGGCUCUGGCUCUGGCUCUGGCUCUGGCUCUGGCUCUGGCUCUGGAAGUGCAUCGAGUCCAGGAUCUACAGGUAGUAGUGGUGAAGCCAGUAAUGGAUCAUCAGGUAAUGGUAAUGCACCUUCUGGUGGUGCUAAUGGGCCUACUCCUGGAUCGAGUGCUGUAUCAACGGAGAAACCAUCACCAUCGGUACAAGUUGUUUCUGUGGGUGAAUCAGGCGAAGCUUCGUCGUCAUCAUCAUCAGCUGAACUGAAUCUUCCUCAGAUCUCGGCACUUGCCGGUUCUGGUACUGCUAUGGAAUAUUCCAUAGGUGCUGUUUUAAUGGCUGCUGCUGUUGUGUUGAUUUAA
Molecule: messenger RNA, 3099 nt
Organism: Lodderomyces margitis
Lineage: Eukaryota; Fungi; Ascomycota; Pichiomycetes; Serinales; Debaryomycetaceae
Exons: 1
Coding region: 1-3099 (1032 amino acids)
Source: RefSeq, a predicted model, not a curated record